GAGAUUAACAUGUUUUUCCCAUUCCAGGAGAAGGAUUAGAUACCAGAAUGUUCCCAGGAACAUCUAUCGUCAUAUUAUACUGUCUGAGAUAAAGGAAGCUAUUGCAACUCUUCCACCUGAAGUAACUGCACAGCCAGUGAUGGGUUAUGAUCCACUUCCUCCACUAGACGGCAUUGUCACAUACACGAGACCUGAAAGGAUAAACCGUGCAGCAGAUGGAAGCACAUUGUCACUCUUCUUUCGGUCUUUGUUGCCAAAUUUUAAUCUCCAGGAGGACAGGAGACAGAAUGUGGAAGGUGAGGGUGCAGAGGACCAACAUGAAUUGAAUCAAGGAGUGAACCGACUCAUGGCUGCAAUGAGGGAUAUGUUAGCAAAUAUCCAUUUCCAGGAACCACCACAGGAAGAGUAUCAAGAUGGUGAUGGUGAUGGAGAAUGGGACUAAAAUUUCAUGUACUAAUCUUCGGUGAAAUGUAACUUGCAUCUGUAAGAAUAAUGCAUUCUCUAACCACUUACAAAGCUGCACCACAGUGAUAUAGAAACAUUUAUUAAAAGAUACAAUCAUAUUGUAUUUA
Molecule: messenger RNA, 572 nt
Organism: Chiloscyllium plagiosum (whitespotted bambooshark)
Lineage: Eukaryota; Metazoa; Chordata; Chondrichthyes; Orectolobiformes; Hemiscylliidae
Source: RefSeq, a predicted model, not a curated record